This is a messenger RNA of Drosophila arizonae, 2878 nucleotides long. RefSeq names its product putative RNA-binding protein 19. Gene Ontology annotation, molecular function: RNA binding. The record is from RefSeq and is a predicted model, not a curated record. NCBI's taxonomy places the organism in Eukaryota, Metazoa, Arthropoda, Insecta, Diptera, Drosophilidae.
CAACACGUGCCAGCCGUAAACAAAAUGAAUUUCGUGUAAUUUCGUUUGAGCCUGUUGAAUGAGUUAAAUACAAAAAUGUCUCGUAUUAUUGUCAAACAGCUGCCCAAGCAGAUAAGUGAGGAUAAGCUACGCAAUAUAUUCGGCACCAAGGGAACGAUCACAGAUCUGCAGUUAAAAUACACACCCGAUGGCAAAUUUCGGCAAUUCUGUUUUGUGGGCUACAGCAGCGAGGCGGAGGCGCAGGCGGCCAUCAAACAUUUCAACAACACCUGCAUACAGACGAGCCGCGUACGCGUGGAACCCUGUGCAGCGCUUGGCAGCGAGGAGAAGCCCCAAUCCUGGAGCAAAUAUGCCAAGGAUAGCAAAAAGAAUCUGGAGAAGUUGAAGGCGGCACAGCCAGUGACGAAAAAAGUCAACGAGAAGAAAGAGAGGACAAACAAAGUUGAUGAAAUUCUGGCCAAGCACAAAGAUGAUCCGGCCUUCCAGGAGUUUAUGCAGGCUCAUGACAAGACGCGUGCGCUCUGGGCCAACGAUGCAGGCAUUGUUGCGGCUCAACCCGACAAGGAGACUGUGGACGCCCAGCCAGAAAAUAAUGAAAAAGUGAAGGAGACAUCAGAUGAUGAUGAUGAUAAUGAUGAUGAUGAGGAAGAGCAAGUGGAAGAGGAAGAAAGCCAGCCAGUUAAGCUCGCUGAGAAGCCCAUUAGUGACAUGGAAUACAUGAAAUCUCUGAUGGCAGGCAAAGCUGAAGCGGAAGCCAAACCAAGCACAGAGUCAAAGAGCAAAACGAAAGGAAAAGCCAAGCAGGAUAAAGCCGAUCUGCAGUUGUUCACCAUCAAGAUUCACAAUGUUCCAUAUAAAGCCAAGCGUUCAGAUAUAAUCAAGUUCUUCAAGCCCCUGAAACCUUACUCAGUGCGACUGCCCAGCAAAGUGCAUGGUUUUUGUUACGUGGGCUUCAAGACGGAGCACGACAUGGCCAGGGGCAUGAUGAAGAACAAAAGUUUCAUAUUGGGCAAGCAGGUGUUCUUUUCCGAUUUCACCGACAAGAAUCAGGUGACCAAGGCCAAGAAGUCGGGUGAAGCUAUGGACGCCAAUAGUAAUCCUAUAACCAAUGUCAACGCCAAGUGGCAACAGCAGCAGGACAGCCUGAGCCAUGAGGAGAACAUAUCCGAGUCGGGUCGUAUAUUCUUUCGCAAUUUGGCCUACACCACCACCGAGGAGGACCUGCAAAAGCUAUUCGAGCCAUUCGGACCUCUGGUCGAAGUCAAUCUGCCCGUAGACAAGGUGACGCGUCAGAUCAAGGGCUUUGGCACGGUUACCUUCAUGAUGCCCGAGCAUGCGUUGAAGGCGUUUAAUGCGCUCGACGGCACCGACUUUCAUGGCCGUCUGCUUCACCUGCUGCCCGGCAAGGAGCUGGACAAUGCCCAGGAGCCGGUGGAAGACAACGAUCCGAAUCUUUCAUUUAAGCAAAAGAAAGCGCUUAAGCUGAAACAGAACGCACAGAAGCCAAUCGGCUGGAAUACCCUAUUUCUCGGCGCCAACGCCGUUGCCGAGAUCCUGGCCAAGCAGUUCAAGAUGAGCAAGGAGCGCAUCCUGGACACCAGCGAGGGCGGCAGCAGUGCAGCCGUGCGACUGGCACUCGGCGAAACACAAAUCGUUGUUGAAAUGAAAAAGUUUCUCGAGGAGGAGGGCGUACGGCUCAGCGCCUUCGAUGAGCCCACGCAGAAACGCUCCAAGACUGUGAUACUGGCCAAGAAUUUGCCAGCGGCCACCGAGGUGGCUGAUCUGACGCCCAUCUUUAGUAAAUUUGGUCCCAUCGGACGCAUUGUGCUGCCACCCAGCGGCGUCACUGCACUCAUCGAGUUCUGCGAUCCCUCGGAGGCGCGACAGGCAUUCAAAAAGUUGGCCUACAGCAAAUUCAAGAAUGUGCCGCUCUAUCUGGAGUGGGCGCCGGAGGACACGUUCACCAAGACACUGAACGGCGAGGCUAUCAUACCCAAAACGGAGCCCAAGCCUGAGCCGGAGCCGAAGACGGAACAGGAGAAGGAGUUGGAGUUGGAGCAGAAACCAAAGCCCGAUCCCGUGGCAGAGGAUGCCGAUGAUGAGCCCGAGCCAAAUACUACGAUAUUUUUGCGUAAUCUUAACUUCAAGACUGUGACCCAAACGAUACAGGAGCACUUUCAGAGCCUGGGCACUAUACACACCAUCGAGAUAGCCAAGCGCAAGGAUCCUCAGAAUCCCAAACAGCUCAACUCCCUGGGCUAUGGCUUUAUCCAGUUCAAGCGGGCUGCCGUUGCGGCACAGGCCCUGAAGGACAUGCAGUUGACCAAGAUCGACGGCAAUCUGGUGGAGCUAAAGCGCAGCGAUCGCGUUCUCAAAACCCAAGACGAUGGAGCACGCCGCCGCCAGGUGGCACAGAAGAAGCAGACUGGCACAAAGAUUCUAGUGCGGAAUAUACCCUUCCAGGCGCACCAUCACGAGGUGCGCGACAUCUUCAAAGCCUUUGGCGAGCUGACCUCACUGCGACUACCCAAGAAGAUGACGCCCGGCGAGGAUUCGCAUCGUGGCUUCUGCUUUGUCGACUACACCACCAAGGCGGAUGCAAAGCGGGCCUUCGAUGCACUCAGCGCCAGCACCCAUUUGUACGGACGCCGUCUGGUGCUGGAGUGGGCCAGCAACGAGGAUCAGCAGGAUGUGGAGGAGCUGCGCAAGCGUACUGCAAUCAAAUUCGAUGGCAGCCAAGCGGCCGUCGAGGCCAAGCGUAGCCGUCGUGCCUACUUCGAUGUGGACAGCAAUGUGCCGCAGGAGACGGAGGACAACGAAGACGAAGAAUGAUGGAGUUACGUAUAUAAGUCCUAUAUAGAUGUUAUUGCAAUAGAUA